This is a messenger RNA of Closterium sp. NIES-65, 2607 nucleotides long. NCBI's taxonomy places the organism in Eukaryota, Viridiplantae, Streptophyta, Zygnematophyceae, Desmidiales, Closteriaceae. The record is from the annotation of a GenBank genome assembly.
AUGAAGCAGUUAUUGAGCAAUUGGCGCCUGGAGACGGGCGCGGCAAAGCACGGGGCAGAGGGCGGGGAGAAGGGCGAGGUGGGCGAGCAGGGCGGGGCGGAGGGAGAGGAGGGCGAGGCAGAGGACAGGAUGAUGGAGAGGGGGAAGGGCGUGGAGGGCGAGGCGGCGGCCGAGCAGGGCGGGGCGGAGGGAGAGGAGGGCGAGGCAGAGGACAGGAUGAACAAGAGGGAGAAGGGAGUGGAAGGCGGGGCGUCGGGCGUGGAGGGCGCGGCGGAAAUCGUGGAGCGGGUCAACUUGGCCGCGGGGCUGGAGGUAGAGGAAGGGGCGAAGGAAUGGGACGAGGAAGAGGAAGGGGUGCCACAGCCCGCUCUCUGCCAUCUUUCCACCCUUGCCUCCCUGCCAUUGACAGGAUAUUGCACGGAGGAGGAGGGAGGGAGAGGCGGGGCCCAUAUCAACGGUUUCCCGGCUGCUUCCCAGCGAGCAGCCAUCCCGAAUGCCAGUGGUGCUAGGUCCGGCGCAGCAGCUUCACACAGAUCAGCAUCUUUUGGGGGGCAGCCUCCCCCUAGCAUGAUGCCUGGUGGAGGGGUCCACGUGCCUAUAGCUGAUGCGCAGACUCCCCACCUCGGUUCCCCUGCCUCAGUAGGUCAUGAACCGGGCGGCUCCUCAAGAAACCCCCCUGGGAGUGGAAAUCUCGCGAGGCCAGGUGUCUCCUCUGGACACGGCUAUGGUUCUUGUGGGGGCAUGCAUCAACCCACCCCCUCCCCAGGUCAUGCGGCUGCUUAUUCAGGCCAUUCCAACCAUGAGUUGGGCGCCAUCCCCAAUGGAAUAGGGGGGCGUAUCAGCGGCGGUGCACGCGCAGCAGCAUCAGCACCAGCGUCUCCCGCGAGUAUGGGACGUGCUCCAGUGGCCCAUGGACCGUCCGUCUCGCAUCCGCUGAACCAGUCGGCCUCGGCCGGUAGUCGGAGGCCAUUGGCUGCACCGAGGCCAGGACUCGGCAUCCCCCUUAACCCGGGCCCUCGCCCAGUCGCAUCGGUGGCAGAGCAAGCUGCGAUGAAUAAGUAUGCAACGAAGGGGGAUUUGGCUGCACUGCGAACGGAGUUUCUACAAGCUUUACAAGCUCACACUUGCCAGUGUGGAGCAUCUGGAAGCCUGGGUGCUGCAGCAGAUGGAGGCGAGAACAAUGGAGGUGGUGCGGGGGCUCAAUAUAAACCAAAACCUCGCACGAGAUCUGUGGUGGCCAUUGCGUUGGAUGUGGUGUUGGCCGAGCAAAAGGAUUGGCGAGACACGCACAGAGGAGGAGGGAGGGAGAGGGUGAGGAGUGCGUGGGCCCGUAGCUACUCUCAUCUUUUCCUCUCUCUCUGUCUCCUUAUCUCCCCGCCAUUGGCAGGACACGCACAGAGGAGGAGGGAAGGAGAGGCCGUGGAAAUGCACAGAGGAGUAGGGAAGGAGGCCGUGGUGUGUGUGAGCCUCCAUGCUGCUUGUAUUGGGUUUGAUUCAUACCCUGCUACUCCUCUCAUCCUUUCCUCUGUAUCUGUCCUUAUCUCCCUGCCGUUGGCAGGAAAUGCACAGAGGUGGAGGGAGGGAGAGGCUGAGAUGGAGGGAGUGGCUGAGGUGUGUGUGGGCCUCCAUGCUGCAUCUAUUGAGAUUGGUUUUAUCUCAUCCUUCCUCUCUCUGUCCCUAUCCCCCGUCCACUCUUCAAACCCGAAUUCGGACGGAUGCCUUUUCCGCGAUGCAGUUGUCACGGCCCCUGACAGAGACCAGACAGAAGCACGUCUUCUGGCAUCACAGAGCGGCCCAGACAGCAAGAGAAGCGCCCUGCACGUUGUUGGGGAAGAGGGGAUGAGGCCCGUUCCUCCGCCCGUCCUGUCCCGGAUGUUCGAGUUGACUCAAGAAGCAUCACUGGGCGGCCUCUGCAUCAAGACAAGAUUCCCGCACGCUGCUGAGAGUGGCGCGAUCAGGCCCCGCACUCCGCCCGUCCUCUCCCCUCCAACUAAUUCGAGCACAGCAGCAGGCGUUUCGGCAUUGCCGCUGCCUCCCGUAACCAGCUUCGGUUCGCCUUCCCCGGAUGUGUGCCCCCUCAGUCCCGUGGUACCUGUGGUGAUUUCUCCGGGGGGCCACGUGAGAGCACAGAUGCUGCAGCGGCUGCUGUCCCCAUCCCGUGACGACACGAGGGAACAGACGCUCGUUCAUGCUGCAGCCGUCACAGUUACUACUGGCACCACUGCCUUUGACACUUGCUCCAUUGCUGCUGCUGGAGAGGGGUUGCAGUCCCUGCCUAGCCAUGUGUCGGCGUCUGUUGCGAUGCUGGCAGCUUUGGGUGCUAGAAACUGCAAUGCAAGCCUUCGUUCUGCCACCACUGGUGCCAACACUUGUGCUGUCUCAAGAAAGAGAUCGUGGGAGCAGGCUGUGAUGCCGAUGCAGUCACGGCAGGGAGCGGAAGGAGCUAUCGAUGGGCAGCUGAUAACUUCCGAGGUGUCUCGAAAGCGGUCCCUGUCUCAAGAUUCCUCCACGGGAGUGGAGGGAGUUCUGGAUGGGCAGCUGAAGGCGCUGCUGUUGGAGAUGGAGGAGGAGGAAAGAAGGGCAGUGCAGGCUCCGUUGGUUGAAUAG